Messenger RNA from Toxorhynchites rutilus septentrionalis, 3860 nucleotides. Its product is annotated as chymotrypsin A-like. The coding region runs from base 1399 to 2256 and encodes 285 amino acids. The record is from RefSeq and is a predicted model, not a curated record. Gene Ontology annotation, biological process: proteolysis. Gene Ontology annotation, molecular function: serine-type endopeptidase activity. NCBI's taxonomy places the organism in Eukaryota, Metazoa, Arthropoda, Insecta, Diptera, Culicidae. The transcript has 4 exons.
UAGUCUUGCAACGAUUGGGGUACUUUCAAUGCUUUCGCAGUUAUUUACCCAAGAUUUUCGUUUAGAUCGUCUUAGUUCUCUGUUAUAUUCGGUUAGAAUGCUUCUGUAUUUAGACCAAUCCGAAUUAAUUUAAGCUUUUUUUUUGUUUUGCGAAGCAGCUCGAGCCUUUUGUUCCACCAAAGAACGUUUCAUGUCGAAGAGACUCUCUUUAGUGGACCAUUACUGUUAUAGACAGAAACUAUCGUAUCAUUUAAUUCUUCUGAGGGUGAUUCGAGCUGUUCAAUCGACCUUAUUCUUGUAGUAAUAAUUUUUGACUCGAGUUCAAGUGAAUAUCUCUCCCAGUUGCUUUUUUAGGAUAACGAUAUUCUCUCUGUGCUGUCAAACCACCAUCCCAUACGAAAAUAAUGUGUCUGUGAUCAUACAAACAUGCCAGUUGUGUGUUUUAUCAGAAAUUACCGGACUGCACAGUGUCAGCUCCAGGACUUCUUGUCUGAUAGCGUUUAUAAACGUUGAUUCAUUGCCUAUAUUGGCAAUGUCAAUGUUGUUUGAAUAGAGAAAUUCUAAAAGACAUUCACCUCGACUGUUUAUGUCAGUACUAUCCCACAAAGUGUGAUGAGCGUUGACAUCACAGCCGAUGAUGAAGUCUUUGUUGAUUUCUCUCCAGUAAUUUACGAUCGCCGCAACCUCUCAAUAGAUGCACAGAUCGGCCCUUGUCAAUGUCCCUGAUUAUUUUUUCGACAGUCCGGAUAUCUACGCUUGUUUUAAAAUAUUUUUCUCUGAGAGAUCAUUUUUUUUUAUCUGUAUUAUAGUGACUUUCAACUCAUUUGGCUGGUUCGUCACUUCUACUUCCAUUUUUGGAAGAAUGUCGGGAGUGAGAAUUGAACUCGUGACCUUGAGCGUGAGAGGCAUGGAUGUUACCACUACGCCAGAUCGCCUCCAGAGAUCAUUUUGUCCGGUAAGUCUCUGUCAGUCAUCUAUGAUUGAAGUGACAUUCUUGCUCAUGUGACCGUCGACAGAAAUGCGGACACAGUGGCCUAUCUAUCAUUCUUCAGCUGGCACAUGAGAAUCACGCAAUCUGUUAGUAAUGUAACAAAACAUUAAUGGCUUUGGUGAUUUCCGAAAAGCACGUGAAUUGCGUAAGACUCUCAACGCACAACGAACUCUUUUUUGAAUGCAAGACUUUCAUGUAGAGCGAGACGCAUUUAAACUAAAACCGAAACGUAAACCGAGCCAUGCCAUCUGUCUGCAUAUGCCUUCUGUGUGCACAAGUGCCAAGUGGAAAAUUCUCCUCACUUCAGCGCAGCUCAUUUCCACCUCGAAGUAACUACUAUCGUAGGCUCACACUCAGUUCGGCCACUCGCCCAUCUCCCUGGUAAAGGGUCACACUUUUCCAAAGCCAUGUUAUCCUGUGCACUUCUAGUGUUGGCGAUGAUCGUCCGACAUACGGUCGGUUGGCCAAUUGUGAAUGGUAAGGCUGCACCGAACCCGGACCAGUUUCGGUUUGCUGUUUCUCUGCAGCGUCACGCCCAGAGGACGGACGGCAAACUGAAGCACUUUUGCGGUGGAACCUAUAUCGGUCGGGGGUGGAUUUUGACCGCCAAUCAUUGUGUGGUGGGGUUCGAAACGAGCUCAAUAUUUGCACAAAUCGGAGGACAAUCGCUGAAUAAUGUUUCAGAGCACGCUACCGUGUAUAAAAUAGACGAGAAGAUCAUCUAUCCGGAUUACAAUCGUGUCACGUUGGCAGGAGAUAUCGCCUUGCUUCGUGUAGCCGAAGCCGAGGGUGCAAAAUAUCACGAUCGUAGUCUUCCUGUGGCGGCAGCCAAUUCAAACCACAGCGCGUUGAAUCUGCUCAGUGGUCGAGAACACUACGAGGCUACGAGUGGUCAGUGGGAAUCGGAAGAAUGUCACAUCUUCGGCUAUGGAUCGUCCAGCUACAACGGUGCCGGUCACUCCACGCUGCAAUACGGUCCGGUACGAUGGUUAGACCACAGAUCGUGUGUCCGUAUGCUGGGACCAGUCGUGGCACCAGUAGCUCCCAACAGGGGGAUGUUUUGUGCGAUUGGUUUGGCCGAUGCGUGUAAAGGCGAUUCCGGUGGAGGGCUGGUGUGCCGUCAAAAGAUAGCCAAUAAGUUGACACCAUAUACGCUUCGUGGUAUUAUCUCCUACGGGGCAGGAUGUGGAGUCCCUGCGUCGCCCGGAGUUUACACCGAUGUUGGAUAUUAUCGAGUGUGGCUCGAUCGAUUUAUCUCCAUGUAAAAUUGAAUGGCUGUGAUAAAAGUUUAAUCAAGAUUACCAUUAACAGCAAACUAUUGUACAAAAAUAAACUAGUCUGAAUAUUUCGUCGUCGACAUACAGUUAAAAUGCAAUCAUUUGAGUGGGUUACCAGUCUCUCGUCAGUUGAACAAUUGUUUCGGGUUUUUUUUCAUUCACGAUUUUUCCAACCGCUCGUCGCGUUCGGUUGCACCAGCUGGUUCGCUCUCUUCCUGUUUGGCGUGAUCCUUGAGGACAGCGUCUUUCGUUUCCGGAUGGAGCAGCGUGAGUGCGCAAGCCGCCAGCACUGAGAAGCCACAGAUCGUCGUCGGAAUCCACCAGGCCAGUUGGCCGAGCAAAUCGACGAUGUACGGCGCGGCAAUCGAUCCAACGUGAGCCAUCGUCGAGCAGAUGCCGAGCGCCGUGUUUCGAAUUUCCGUGGGAAAAAGUUCUGCCGUGUGGAGCGUGACCACCGCAUAGACGGCUGUGAUACCCAGUCGACCUAACAUGGCCAACGUGACGACGAUUGCGGUACUUUCCUUGGGCACUGCAAGCACCACCAGCAAGCAAAUACCAGCGUAUAGGAAGAAACAGAACGAUGUGCUCUUGCGGCCGAAGUAGGCUAGCGCUAUUAUCGACAGUAUAUAGGCGAUUAUGUCCACGGAUCCGGUUGUCGCGACGUAUAUGUUGCGGUUAGCGGCGAAAUUAUCCGCGUUGAGGGCUAAAACAUGGGAAAAAAGGCUCUAGCCUUAUUAAAAUUUUAAAGAUUGAAAAAUCGGCCACUAACCUGUUACAUAGUAACAAAGCGAUGUGACACACCACGUGAAGUGGCAUAUCAGAGCCCGCCGGCAAAGCGUUGGUGUCCCGUACAGCUUCCCGAACUCACUGAACGAUCGCUUCAAACGCGCGCCCAGCGCCAGCUUCGAGGAUUCUUCUCCCUCCUCCGCCACAGGUUUACGUUCCAUCUCACUAUCGCACAGCUCCUGGGGUGCUUUACGGCCGAAAACCAUCCGAUAGGCCCGCCGUUCGCGUCCCUUGCUGAGCAGCCAACGGGGCGACUCCACGAGGAAGCUGAGAAAAGCGUGAAAAUGUUAGAACAACGCCUGUCUGCACAACAGUCAUACUCACUAGAGAUGGAUAACCAACAGGAAGGAUGGAAUCGUCAGGGCUAGCGAGAGAUCACGCCAUGGUUGGAUCAAAUAAGCAGCCAAUGCCAGAAUCAACAUGCCAAUCGGGUAGGAGAAAUUGAAUGCGAUGCUCAUCCAGGAACGGUGCCGAUUCCCGAUGUUCUCGGUUACUACAGUUAAACACAAAGGAAAAUAAUUACAAUCAAUCAUCCCUCUCACCGUGAUGCUCCCUUGUAUCAAUUAGUACAUAAUUUCGCCCAUUUGACAUAAAAUACCGUAUUUCACCGUUCCCGGAAUGAAUCGCUGCAGAAAACGACUGCAACAGAAACACCACUCAGAAAAAGUGUAGUAGGCUAGGUAGAUUUUUUUCGCGAUGACACCAGAUCUCGACAUUUAAUGCAUUUUUAAGUAAUUUGUCAUAAAAAAAAUCGAUUUUCAAAUUUACAUUUGUUUUACAUAGCUAAAUAAUAUAAUAUAACAAGC